CAUAACUAUAUUUUAUAUUUAUUCAUUCAGACAUGCAAGCCAUCUUUCAUUUAGCGAAUUCCUUUCUCUUUUAAUCUAUUGAUUGCAUAGCUUCAUAUAUCACAGCUUCACCCUGUUGUGUCCCACAGUCCACUUCCACUCUGGCAGGACAUGGAGAUAUCUCGGAGACGCCCUAGGAGCUCCACCAAAAAGAAGGGCUGGUGGAUCCCCUCGGUCGGAGGCUUUAUCGUUAGGCUAUUUAAUCAAAAGCUGAAGUUCUCCCUAUCUAACCUCGGCAUCACCCGUCACCACCACACGGGGAUCGUAGUAAUCAAUUAAUUCACUACCUAACUAACUAACUGGAGACCAGGUCAAAGCACUGUCCGAGGAAGCUGGGAUCCAGAAGGGUGCAAAACUUCCUUUGCCCUGUUGAUCACCACUGUCCUCACCUACAGUCAACCUUCGUAUUAACGGAACAAUGGCCUGGUUCACUGAAAACACCUCGUCUUUCCUGUCCGAUACCCUUGCCAACCAGCAGACCCGUCUGCCCUUUUUCGCAGUAACGGGCGCGUCGUUUGCCCUGGGUGUAUACUUGCACAGCCUCUUGUCGCGGAAAGACGAUACGCCUCGCAUCCUCGCCUCCCCGCUAAGCACGCUGGUGCCUUCGUUGACAGAUGCCGAUAAGGCGAAACUGCCCAUCCCUCUCGAUGUGCUGCCAGGUGCGCGCGACGUCCUCACACCAUAUGGUUCGAUUCGAGUGUAUGAAUGGGGCCCGGAACAUGGAGAGAAAGUCGUGUUCGUCCAUGGUAUCACGACCCCGUGUCUGGCAGUAGGUGGAAUUGCGCAUGAACUGGCAGACAAGGGAUGUCGAGUGAUGCUGUUCGAUCUUUUCGGUCGCGGCUAUUCCGACUCCCCUGGAGACAUCCCGCAAGACACGCGCCUCUUCAGCACACAGAUCAUGCUGGCGCUUUCUUCUUCUCCCAUCUCAUGGACUGGAAAUGGCUCCAAGUUCCACUUGGUCGGAUACUCCCUGGGUGGUGGAAUCGCAGCCGCCUUCGCAUCCUACUUCCCCCAGCUCCUGGCGUCUGUGAUUCUUCUGGCGCCCGCAGGCUUGCUCCGCGACACCCAUAUAAGCUUGCAGUCGCGUCUGCUCUACGAGACCAGCAUUAUUCCCGAGAACAUCCUCGCGUACCUAGUUGGCCGACGCCUCAAGUCGGGUCCUCUGAUCAAGCCCAAGCCACGGAGCCAAAUUAAGUCUUCUGGGGGAGAGGAGGUUAAGGACAGCAAAUUGAGUGCUGAAGACGCCCUUACGGAAGAGCUCCAACUCGAUGCGCCGCAGCGUCUGUCGAGAGCCUAUCCGAACAUCACCGUCCCCGCCGCGGUCAACUGGCAGGUGCACACUCAUCAGGGUUUUGUCCAGUCGUUCAUGUCCAGCAUGCGACACGGACCGAUUCUCAAAUCGAGACAGUUGAAGACAUGGCAGCGGCUGGGUAAAGCCCUUUCCGAUCAUUCCGGAUUGAAAAUCCUUAUCCUCUGCGGCGACCAUGAUAAUAUCAUCAUCAGGGACGAGCUCGUGGAAGACGCGACAGCAGUGCUGGGCAAGGAGAGUGUAGAGUUUGGUUUCUUCGAUGCGGGACAUGAGUUCCCCAGUACGAAACCAGAGGAGGUGGCUGAAAGGAUCCUGUCGUUCUGGGGCAAGGUGUGAGUUCCAGCCUAGGACUCCAUCCUUGGUUACGAUUUCCUUCAUUCAUCCCCCGUCUUGAUUCUUCCGCGGUUCCAUUUCAACUUAGCGCUAUGCAUUACGGUUCAUUAUUAUUGUCAUGCCUUGUGUUCUUUCCCAUGUACAUACACAUACACAUAUAGACCUCUAGAGCAACAACUUCUGCACAUGUAUAUACACAGUACACAAAUAUACAUAGAGUAGACAUUACAUACCACAUAUUAUAUCUCUAUACAGACAUACACAACUCCUUUACCUAUUCAUGAACUACACAUACAUAAAUCACAGCAACCAAAACCAGUCAACCAAGAAGAUCCAAGUUACCUAAGU
This is a messenger RNA of Paecilomyces variotii, 2029 nucleotides long. Its product is annotated as Alpha/Beta hydrolase protein. The coding region runs from base 458 to 1684 and encodes 408 amino acids. The transcript has 2 exons. The record is from RefSeq and is a predicted model, not a curated record. NCBI's taxonomy places the organism in Eukaryota, Fungi, Ascomycota, Eurotiomycetes, Eurotiales, Thermoascaceae.